CUUUCACUUAGGCAUCGAUAGCACCCAUCAGAUGGCCAAAUCAUUAUUUACUGGACCAGGCCUUUUCAAAACUAUCAAGCAGAUAGUCAGGGCCUGUGAAGUGUGCCAGAGAAAUAAUCCCCUGCCUUAUCGCCAAGCUCCUUCAGGAGAACAAAGAACAGGCCAUUACCCUGGAGAAGACUGGCAACUGAUUUUACCCACAAGCCCAAACCUCAGGGAUUUCAGUAUCUACUAGUCUGGGUAGAUACUUUCACGGGUUGGGCAGAGGCCUUCCCCUGUAGGACAGAAAAGGCCCAAGAGGUAAUAAAGGCACUAGUUCAUGAAAUAAUUCCCAGAUUCGGACUUCCCCGAGGCUUACAGAGUGACAAUAGCCCUGCUUUCCAGGCCACAGUAACCCAGGGAGUAUCCCAGGCGUUAGGUAUACGAUAUCACUUACACUGCGCCUGAAGGCCACAGUCCUCAGGGAAGGUCGAGAAAAUGAAUGAAACACUCAAAGGACAUCUAAAAAAGCAAACCCAGGAAACCCACCUCACAUGGCCUGCUCUGUUGCCUAUAGCCUUAAAAAGAAUCUGCAACUUUCCCCAAAAAGCAGGACUUAGCCCAUACGAAAUGCUGUAUGGAAGGCCCUUCAUAACCAAUGACCUUGUGCUUGACCCAAGACAGCCAACUUAGUUGCAGACAUCACCUCCUUAGCCAAAUAUCAACAAGUUCUUAAAACAUUACAAGGAACCUAUCCCUGAGAAGAGGGAAAAGAACUAUUCCACCCUUGUGACAUGGUAUUAGUCAAGUCCCUUCCCUCUAAUUCCCCAUCCCUAGAUACAUCCUGGGAAGGACCCUACCCAGUCAUUUUAUCUACCCCAACUGCGGUUAAAGUGGCUGGAGUGGAGUCUUGGAUACAUCACACUUGAGUCAAAUCCUGGAUACUGCCAAAGGAACCUGAAAAUCCAGGAGACAACGCUAGCUAUUCCUGUGAACCUCUAGAGGAUUUGCGCCUGCUCUUCAAACAACAACCAGGAGGAAAGUAACUAAAAUCAUAAAUCCCCAUGGCCCUCCCUUAUCAUAUUUUUCUCUUUACUGUUCUUUUACCCUCUUUCACUCUCACUGCACCCCCUCCAUGCCGCUGUAUGACCAGUAGCUCCCCUUACCAAGAGUUUCUAUGGAGAAUGCAGCGUCCCGGAAAUAUUGAUGCCCCAUCGUAUAGGAGUCUUUCUAAGGGAACCCCCACCUUCACUGCCCACACCCAUAUGCCCCGCAACUGCUAUCACUCUGCCACUCUUUGCAUGCAUGCAAAUACUCAUUAUUGGACAGGAAAAAUGAUUAAUCCUAGUUGUCCUGGAGGACUUGGAGUCACUGUCUGUUGGACUUACUUCACCCAAACUGGUAUGUCUGAUGGGGGUGGAGUUCAAGAUCAGGCAAGAGAAAAACAUGUAAAAGAAGUAAUCUCCCAACUCACCCGGGUACAUGGCACCUCUAGCCCCUACAAAGGACUAGAUCUCUCAAAACUACAUGAAACCCUCCGUACCCAUACUCGCCUGGUAAGCCUAUUUAAUACCACCCUCACUGGGCUCCAUGAGGUCUCGGCCCAAAACCCUACUAACUGUUGGAUAUGCCUCCCCCUGAACUUCAGGCCAUAUGUUUCAAUCCCUGUACCUGAACAAUGGAACAACUUCAGCACAGAAAUAAACACCACUUCCGUUUUAGUAGGACCUCUUGUUUCCAAUCUGGAAAUAACCCAUACCUCAAACCUCACCUGUGUAAAAUUUAGCAAUACUACAUACACAACCAACUCCCAAUGCAUCAGGUGGGUAACUCCUCCCACACAAAUAGUCUGCCUACCCUCAGGAAUAUUUUUUGUCUGUGGUACCUCAGCCUAUCGUUGUUUGAAUGGCUCUUCAGAAUCUAUGUGCUUCCUCUCAUUCUUAGUGCCCCCUAUGACCAUCUACACUGAACAAGAUUUAUACAGUUAUGUCAUAUCUAAGCCCCGCAACAAAAGAGUACCCAUUCUUCCUUUUGUUAUAGGAGCAGGAGUGCUAGGUGCACUAGGUACUGGCAUUGGCGGUAUCACAACCUCUACUCAGUUCUACUACAAACUAUCUCAAGAACUAAAUGGGGACAUGGAACGGGUCGCCGACUCCCUGGUCACCUUGCAAGAUCAACUUAACUCCCUAGCAGCAGUAGUCCUUCAAAAUCGAAGAGCUUUAGACUUGCUAACCGCUGAAAGAGGGGGAACCUGUUUAUUUUUAGGGGAAGAAUGCUGUUAUUAUGUUAAUCAAUCCGGAAUCGUCACUGAGAAAGUUAAAGAAAUUCGAGAUCGAAUACAACGUAGAGCAGAGGAGCUUCGAAACACUGGACCCUGGGGCCUCCUCAGCCAAUGGAUGCCCUGGAUUCUCCCCUUCUUAGGACCUCUAGCAGCUAUAAUAUUGCUACUCCUCUUUGGACCCUGUAUCUUUAACCUCCUUGUUAACUUUGUCUCUUCCAGAAUCGAAGCUGUAAAACUACAAAUGGAGCCCAAGAUGCAGUCCAAGACUAAGAUCUACCGCAGACCCCUGGACCGGCCUGCUAGCCCACGAUCUGAUGUUAAUGACAUCAAAGGCACCCCUCCUGAGGAAAUCUCAGCUGCACAACCUCUACUACGCCCCAAUUCAGCAGGAAGCAGUUAGAGCGGUCGUCGGCCAACCUCCCCAACAGCACUUAGGUUUUCCUGUUGAGAUGGGGGACUGAGAGACAGGACUAGCUGGAUUUCCUAGGCUGACUAAGAAUCCCUAAGCCUAGCUGGGAAGGUGACCACAUCCACCUUUAAACACGGGGCUUGCAACUUAGCUCACACCUGACCAAUCAGAGAGCUCACUAAAAUGCUAAUUAGGCAAAGACAGGAGGUAAAGAAAUAGCCAAUCAUCUAUUGCCUGAGAGCACAGCAGGAGGGACAAUGAUCGGGAUAUAAACCCAAGUCUUCGAGCCGGCAACGGCAACCCCCUUUGGGUCCCCUCCCUUUGUAUGGGAGCUCUGUUUUCAUGCUAUUUCACUCUAUUAAAUCUUGCAACUGCA
This is a messenger RNA of Homo sapiens (human), 3045 nucleotides long. RefSeq names its product endogenous retrovirus group W member 1, envelope (gene ERVW-1). The record is from RefSeq and is marked reviewed. Gene Ontology annotation, cellular component: plasma membrane. Gene Ontology annotation, biological process: negative regulation of syncytium formation by plasma membrane fusion; myoblast fusion. The transcript has a single exon. The coding region runs from base 1044 to 2660 and encodes 538 amino acids. Lineage: Eukaryota; Metazoa; Chordata; Mammalia; Primates; Hominidae.